AUGGCUUCUUCUUUCUCCUUAAAUUCCACCAUCCAACUAGUGAUUCUCUUUGCUCUUUUCUCUUGUCUACACUUUUCUAUUGUAACUUCUUCUCAUGAAUUUCAAGUUGGUGGCUUAAAAGGUUGGGUUGUUCCACCUUCUAAUGACACUGAUAUGUACAAUGUUUGGGCUUCCAAUAAUAGGUUCCAAAUUGGUGAUUCCAUCCAUUUCAAGUACAAGAAGGAUUCAGUGAUGGAAGUUGGCAAGGAAAAUUACAACGAUUGCAAUGCAACACAACCAACAUUUUUCUCAAACAAUGGAAACACAGAAUUCAAGUUAGAUCAUUCAGGAACAUUCUACUUCAUUAGUGGUGCAUCAGGACAUUGUGAGAAAGGACAAAAAAUGAUUGUGAGGGUCAUGAUUCAAGAUGUUCAUCCCAAGUCUUCUGCCUACCAUGUUUCUGUUUUUCCAAUUGGUGUCUUUGAAAUUAUCUUUGCUUUAGGAUUUGUUGUUUCCUAUUUAAUUUGA
Trifolium pratense (red clover) is the source of this 507-nucleotide messenger RNA. Its product is annotated as early nodulin-like protein 1. The transcript is spliced from 2 exons. NCBI's taxonomy places the organism in Eukaryota, Viridiplantae, Streptophyta, Magnoliopsida, Fabales, Fabaceae. Gene Ontology annotation, molecular function: electron transfer activity. The record is from RefSeq and is a predicted model, not a curated record. Gene Ontology annotation, cellular component: plasma membrane. The coding region runs from base 1 to 507 and encodes 168 amino acids.